GCAUCAUCAGCAAUAGAAGUAGGGAGUUAGUGUGGUCGCUGCACAUGUGGUCACACUGAGUUCGUUCAGUUAGAGCCGCAGGAGAGGAAGAGCACGAGAGCACUGUCGGUAGCAUCAAAUAACGAGUUACACCAGAUAACAUGAGACCAGGUUUCAGUCCCCGCGGGGACCGAGGAGGUAGAGGAGGGUUUGGAAGCCGAGGAGGAUUCGGUGACCGUGGAGGCCGAGGAGGAUUCGGUGACCGUGGAGGCCGAGGAGGAUUCGGUGACCGCGGACGAGGUGGAUUCAGAGGAGGAAGAGGUGGAAGUUUCAGGUCCCCAGAGGGUGGAGGAUUUCGGGGCCGUGGGGGUGGCAGAGGCGCCAGAGGAAGGGGGGGCGGCAGAGGAGGCUUUGGAGCAGGGAGGAAGGUCGUGGUUGAGCCACACAGACAUGAAGGAGUGUUCAUCUGCAGAGGGAAGGAGGAUGCCCUGGUGACAAGGAACAUGGUGGUGGGAGAGUCUGUGUACGGAGAGAAGAGGAUCAACGUGGAGGAAGGAGAGGUUAAGAUUGAGUACAGAGCCUGGAAUCCGUUCCGCUCCAAGCUGGCAGCAGCCAUCUUGGGAGGAGUAGACCAGAUCCACAUCAAGCCCGGAACAAAGGUCAUGUACCUGGGAGCGGCCUCCGGCACCACGGUGUCCCACGUCUCUGACAUUGUUGGACCGGAAGGACUGGUCUACGCCGUGGAGUUCUCCCAUCGAUCGGGUCGUGACCUGCUCAACGUGGCAAAGAAACGCACCAACAUCAUUCCAAUCAUCGAGGACGCCCGCCACCCACACAAAUACCGCAUGCUAGUUGGCAUGGUGGAUGUGAUUUUUGCUGACGUAGCCCAGCCUGACCAGACGAGGAUUGUUGCUUUGAACGCUCACAACUUCCUGAAGAACGGAGGACACUUUGUAAUCUCCAUCAAGGCUAACUGCAUUGACUCGACGGCGGCUCCAGAGGCCGUGUUUGCCUCAGAAGUGAAGAAGAUGAGCUCUGAGAACAUGAAACCACAGGAGCAGCUCACACUGGAGCCCUACGAGAGAGACCACGCCAUAGUGGUGGGCAUUUACAGACCACCGCCAAAACAGAAGAAGUGAGGCACGCGUAAGAAGGCUUGGAGAUUUUCAAACACCAUCUGCUUUUUAUCCUUGUCCAUUGCUCUCCUCUCCACCCUCCGCCUGCCUCUCAUACCAUGAGACUAGCAGGCAGCGUCAAACAUGUCUGGGUUUCCUUCUUUUUUAAGUUAACUGACCAAACAUCCAACUGCUGGAGUCUAUCUAUCACUGAUGACAUUGGGAGCAUAUUGCAUAACAUUUGGUUGCCAGAUUGGAGUAUAUCGUGUUAGUAGUGGAAGUUUUCAUAAUAUGUAGAGCUUCGCCACCCUUAUUUUCACAUCUCUUAUGCACAAGUGAUGUGUAUCUAUCAACUUAUUAUAAGGAUCUGUGUUUCUGUGUAACUACACACCAGGAGGAUGAGUAGAAACUAAUGAAUAUCCAGUCCUAAAUUGUAAGGGGAUUAUUUUUUACUCAGCUGCCGCUUCUUGGUGAACAAGGUACUUUCUAACCUAAGAAGUAUUUCAAAAGAGAACAAGCUGUGUUGAAAGACUUCAAUUCAUUUAGGCAAGUUUAUAUAACUGCUACAUGGUUAUUUGGGCUCCAGUGAGGUUUUUUGAUUGGUCAGUACUAUUAUUUCAAUAUUUUAUCACUUCUCUUUUCUCCUCAUACUUUUCUUAGUGAAUUUCUUUUUUUUUUUGCUGUUUACCGCCACAAUAUGGGAUAGCUCAAUCCCAUAUUGUGAGGGUUAUCCCAAUUACCCACACAGAUCAGAUGGCUAGUAUUGUCAGUGUACAAUAAGUCAUCUGUCAGAACUUAUGUACAGGCUUAAUGUUGUGUGUACUUAUUGCACAAUACCCACACUUUGUAGAAAAAGGAACCCUUAAUGAUAAUCUGUUUAGUGGUGAGGUGGUGAAAUUUGAUCUUGUGUGUACAGACAAAUGGAGAUGGUGACUUCCUCUCUGACAUGUAGUUUGAUAGCAGAAUCCUUUGUGAUGGCAGAGUAUGAAGGAGAAUGGUUGUAAUUUGCAACAAUGUAUGCUUUUGAACAGUUUAUAUAUUUGUUUUUGACAUAUAACUGCAACUUUGUUUUAAUAAAAUGUUUAUGAUUGUUA
Messenger RNA from Anoplopoma fimbria (sablefish), 2188 nucleotides. It is a transcript of the gene fbl, whose product is annotated as fibrillarin. The record is from RefSeq and is a predicted model, not a curated record. Gene Ontology annotation, molecular function: histone H2AQ104 methyltransferase activity; rRNA methyltransferase activity; RNA binding. Gene Ontology annotation, cellular component: nucleolus; box C/D methylation guide snoRNP complex; Cajal body. NCBI's taxonomy places the organism in Eukaryota, Metazoa, Chordata, Actinopteri, Perciformes, Anoplopomatidae. Gene Ontology annotation, biological process: rRNA methylation; box C/D sno(s)RNA 3'-end processing.